AGGCACAGGACUUGCUGACUGUGAUACAAAUGGGCUUACAUAGCAAAGAAAGGGAAUAGGAGAGAGGCAUGGGGCUCCCCUGUACCCAAAGAGGCAGCGACUCCUGCUCACACUUGGCCACCUGCCUGGCCCACAGGGGAGCACAGAGUCCACCCGCUGCCCUCUGAAACACAGAGCUCCUUGCAUUAAUUUGCAAAAAUCCCCAGCAAGGGCUGGAGUUGCGUAAAGAAUCCAAAGACCCCAAGGAAAACCUUCUGGGGGCACUUCUCAAAGGCUGGGGCACUCUCACGGGAAGGGCAGCAGCAAGCAGGCAAAAAUGUCAAGGCCGGUGCAAGCCCGGAGGCUGGAGGGAGUAGAUAAGAAUAUCUGGGUGGAGUUCGUAAAACUGGCUGCCACCUACUCCACGGUCAACCUGGGCCAGGGCUUCCCCGACUUCCCCCCACCAGAGUUUUUGAAGGAGGCGUUCAGCAGAGCGGUCAGCGGGGAGGAGGAGCACAUGCUGCACCAGUACACCCGUGCCUUCGGCCACCCACCGCUGGUGAAAAUCCUCGCCCAGCUUUUUGGGAAGCUGCUCGGACGAGACCUGGAUCCUAUGACCAAUGUGAUGGUGACUGUGGGGGCAUACCAGGCCCUUUUCUGCUGCUUCCAGGCUUUCAUUGAUGAAGGCGAUGAGGUGAUAAUCAUUGAGCCCUUUUUCGACUGCUAUGAGCCAAUGGUGAAAAUGGCUGGUGGGACACCCGUGUACAUCCCUCUGAGACCGAAAGCUCCAAAAGAAGGAAAAUUGAUGUCGAGUGCAGAUUGGCAGCUGGACCCGGCCGAACUGGCUUCUAAAUUCAGUGAGCAGACAAAAGCCAUCGUCCUGAACUCACCCAACAACCCUCUGGGCAAGGUGUUCAGCCGAGGGGAGCUGGAGCUCAUUGCAGACCUGUGCGUGAAGCACGACGCCCUUUGCAUCAGCGAUGAAGUGUACGAGUGGCUGGUGUACGACGGCAAGCAGCACAUCCGCAUCGCCAGUUUGCCAGGGAUGUGGGACCGCACAGUGAUCAUUGGGAGUGCUGGAAAAACCUUCAGUGUCACUGGCUGGAAGGUGGGUUGGACUGUGGGACCCAACCGGCUGCUGCAGCACCUGCGUACCGUGCACCAGAACUCGGUGUACCACUGUGCUACAGCUGCACAGGAUGCUGUGGCUAAAGGUUUCCAGAGGGAGCUUGAGCACUAUGGGAAACCAGACAGCUAUUUUGUCCAACUGCCCAGGGAGCUGCAGCAGAAGAGAGACCAGCUGGUCCAGAGCUUGGUUGCAGUGGGGAUGAAACCCAUCAUCCCUGAGGGCACCUACUUCUUGGUGGCGGACAUCUCUGAGUUCAAAUCUGAAGUCCCUGAUGUCCCCAACUCCGAUGAGCCCUAUGACUCCAGAUUUGCCAAGUGGAUGGUCAAGAACAAGGGACUGGCGGCCAUCCCCCUCUCGGCGUUCUACUGUGGGGCCCACAAGGACAACUACAACACUUUCAUCCGGUUCUGCUUCGCCAAGGAGGAUGCCACGCUGAAGGCAGCAGACGACAUACUGCAAAGAUGGAAACUGGAGAAAACUGCUCCCUGAAGGCACUGCGGGGGAACCGUCUCUCCACGGCUGCACUUCUUCCUCUUCCUUUACUUGGCUACAAACUCUGCUACGUCCUGAUUUUUGUGCUUUCAACCACGUUUUCUGUCAGACAAGCGGGUAUGAGGGCUGCCAGGCCCAGGACUGGGGGACACAGCUUUCACUGUGAAACAAUCACGAGCAGUGAGCCUCCAUAUGCCAUUCAGCUGCCAUUCAGCACUUUUCCUCCACGUUUAAAGACUUUGCUCAUCAAUUCUGAGAUGUGCACAGUGAGACACAACGGUAAGGAUGGCUCCUGGGGUCUUUUCCAUCACUCACUUUCAGGAGGCUGUAUGGGAUCACUGCCCCUCAGCAAGCUGAUUCCCACAGUCCUGAAAGCUGUGAACCCAGAGAUCUGAGGUUUGCUAAAAUUAGCAAUAUUCCCUUUGGUUUUGGGAAGGUGAGCACAGGUUCAGUAACCGCCUGCCCUCAGGAAAUAGGUCUUUAAAUGGAGCUUGGCUACAGCCAAACUUUCCCUGUGCAGCUGCACAUUGCACAUAGUUGAUGCCUGGCAGCGUCCUCUGGGCUGCAAAGCAGAACUGCAGCCUCUGAUGGGUGCGUGCAGCUGGGAGGGAGGGCUGGGGCUGGUGGGACAACAGGAGCAGCAUUGCAGCAGGUGGUUCUUGCAUCAUUCUUCAUUUCAGUCUGGUUACAAGUGUAGGACAUGAUCAUCAAUGGCGCUGGAGUUAAGUGCAACGUGCAAUAAAUUUUUGUGACUGUUAAAUUAUUAAAGUUGAAUUAAUUGAGUAAA
Molecule: messenger RNA, 2387 nt
Organism: Gallus gallus (chicken)
Lineage: Eukaryota; Metazoa; Chordata; Aves; Galliformes; Phasianidae
Gene: KYAT1
Product: kynurenine aminotransferase 1
Exons: 13
Coding region: 317-1597 (426 amino acids)
Biological process (GO): biosynthetic process
Cellular component (GO): mitochondrion; cytoplasm
Molecular function (GO): L-kynurenine:2-oxoglutarate transaminase activity; pyridoxal phosphate binding
Source: RefSeq, a predicted model, not a curated record